Messenger RNA from Daldinia loculata, 864 nucleotides. RefSeq lists its product as uncharacterized. Lineage: Eukaryota; Fungi; Ascomycota; Sordariomycetes; Xylariales; Hypoxylaceae. The coding region runs from base 1 to 864 and encodes 287 amino acids. The transcript is spliced from 3 exons. The record is from RefSeq and is a predicted model, not a curated record.
AUGAAUAUUCCCAAGAGCGUCAUAGUUUACUGGAGGAUUAAUGCUUUCCUAGUCAGUUUAGCUUGGAGACAUAAUGCGGGGAAAUCAAAGAGAGGAGUAUCCCCGGCAGGCAAGGUGACAUUGCGGAAGGAUAACCAUGGGGAUCCCCCUCAAGGUCCAUACCUUAAAGAGCAUUCAGCCGAGAUGAUCGCAAGCAUUGGGUUAGACUUUAGUAUCCCAAGCAAGUCGGGACUCCUAGUCGUCACGAUGAAUAGUACGGGACCUCAGAGGACGGCUCUGGAUUAUGGGAACCGGGUUCCUUUCGGCAUCGCUACCGGCCAACUCGUCACUGAUCCGGACCUGCCCCCGUUCCAAAACGUCGAAGGAGAUCAAGUGGCAUCUAGCUUCCAGGUACCGUUCAAUGCGCAAUUCCAAGGCACCGACGAUAUAAGCGCGAACUUCGACUAUGCCCUGCCUGCCCCCGCCGAGUUCCGGGUAUGCGACACGCCCUCAUGCCGAGCCUUCGCGGGCCUGUCGUGGGGCGGCCGCCUCACGUACGAGAUGUACGUCAACGCCACGGACUACUUCAACUGGUUCGGGAUGUUCUCGCCGGCGACCGAGGCGCCGUACGUCGACGAGGCGGCGCUCGCGGCGAAUCCCGCGUUAGCCAAAAAGGGGGUGUUCGUCGCGUACGGGUUAUACGACUCGGUCUUCGACGCGGGCCGGGACAUGCAGGCCGCGCUCGACGCCUUGGAUGUCAAGUUCCUGUCGCGGAUCACGCCGUUCGGCGGCCACUACUGGAAUACGUGGCAGGACGAGCUGUGGUGGUUCGGGGUCAAAGCGCUAUGGAAGCCGUUUCCGUACACGCAACGGACCGGGAGGUAG